AUGACCGAGUAGUUACGAUUGCUUCGUUACUGCGUCGUUUUAUAUCUUUUAGCGUAUUUGUAUUGCUGAUUCACAUGUAUACAUGUGUAUAUAGUGAGUGAUGUAUCAGUCUCACUUUUAGCACACUAUCAGUAUGUUACAAGCACAAUAUCUUUAUUAGAAACUUUUCCUUUUUUGUGGAAACUAAGAUGCCAAAGAGAACAGAGGCAAAUUUACCAUGCGAGAGCUUACAGCUUUGACCAACCACAAGUUUUUGGAGAUUCAACAAAGAAAUUUGCAUUCUUCUGAAGUUUUGGACUUACUCAUAGUUAAACUUUCACAUUUUGACUCAGCACACACUACCAAAUCUCUCAGAGCUUUAAUGUAUCACAAAAACAGUAAUUUUUAUUCUUUAUUUAAACAUUUUCAUAGAUAACAACAUUACAAAGUGCUUUCAUCAUAAUUAACAGCUGACCAUUGUUAUAUUUUGUACAUACAGGAAUUUAAGGAAGUAAAGUCUUAUUUCCAUGGUUGAUUCAUUGUCAGUAUUAAUUCAUCUAUAGUGAGGUCUGUUGUGCUGUUCUUUUUUUUUGAAAUUCGUGUUAUGUGUUUUGCCAAUGUUGACAUGAUUUAUGCUGUACAUGCUUUGGAAGUAUUGACCAAAUGUAUACUAGCUGUAAAGUCAGCAACCAUAACUCAGAGCAUUCCAAAGACUAAUCUGUAGAUCAACAUUUUAAAGACUUAUAUGUACUUAUACCAUAAAUAUAUAUGCUCAUUUUAAUACUUGCUGAAGGAUUGUGUUAAUGAAUUCAUGAUGAGGAAAACUUGUGUUGUAUUUUGUUUAUUUUUUUUGGUUUUGAGUGUUUCCAGUGAAAAAAGAAGCAGAAUAAGGUUCUAUCCAGACAUGCCAGAUGAUACAAAUACUUCAUGUCUUGGAAUUGUAUGUCCUAGAAAUUUUAUAUUUGUACCCUGUACACUUGGUGAUGGUAGAAAGGACACAUGUGUUGAAUGUCCAUUAGAUAGGCCAAUCUCAGUAGAGAAAUUUGAUUCAGCAUUUUUUUCUGAACCACCUGAUAAUAUUUGUAAAGAUCCAGAUGAAAUAUGUGUAUGUACUGAAGAAGCCAAACUUAUGAAUCCAAAAGAAUGUUUAAAUAACCUAAAUCCAGAAUGUCAGUGUGAUGUAUCGAGAGGUUACAUUGGUAGUGAUCCAAAGCUGUGUAAAUUGUCGGAAAACCCUUGCUCUUCAACUGGAUUUGAACUUGUAUUGAAUGGUAGCUGUUUAAAGUGUUCAGAUGAUAAGUACAAAGACCAGAUUGGAUAUGGGAAAUGUGAACAACAGCCCAAAUGUGAACAUCCGUAUGUUGUCAACCAGCAAGGAGAUUUCAGAACAAAAAGGACUUGCAAACUACAACCAACUGUAAACACACCUUUCCCAGGAAAGACAACUUCUAUUCCUAGUUCUGUUCCUACUACUGAUAAAGGAGAUACAAGUAUUCCAACCCCUGCAGUUACUGUUAAUGAUACAUCAACUAACAGUCCUCCAGGGAAGGAAGCCAGUAGUGAUGAGGAGUUGAUACUCGGCGUUGCAGUGAGUGGAUUCAUUGUGGCAACAGUCAUAACGGGAGUUAUCUAUAAAGUGUUCAGAAAUAGGAGGGAAGAUGAUUGUGAAGAAGCAACAAUAGUAUUGUGUAAUAGAUGUGGUCGCAAGAACUUGAAUCAUAUUGAGUUAAAUGAUGUAGAACAAUUCAAUGAUGGUGGUAAAGACACAGACAAUAAUAACAAAGAAACAGAUGGUUUACUUCAAGAUUCCAUUCUGAACUUAAGUGAAACAGGGGAAAAAGAUGAUUUGUCUAUAGUUGAUGCAAAACCAUGUAACACUAGAAGAAAUGGUGAUCAGGGUGUCUUACAAACAGGAAGGACUUCAGAAUCUGGCAGCAGUUUGAUAGGAGCAAGAAGUAACAGCAUUCCAGACAUGUUAUCUUGUGGUGCAAGACCAAUCUUUGAUGAAAGUUGUCAACCCAGUGGGUCUGGUGUAAAAAGUGGAAAAACCAAAAAUGACUGUAGAGAAACUUUACCGAAAGCCAUACAUAGACAACCAGAAAUCCAUUCAGAUUCCUCGAAAAAUGUAGAAUCAGUUGUGAAAAAUGCAAAUACAAAGCCAGGUGCAAUUAAGAUUGAAAGUGUUGUAUCAGAAAGUACAUCUGUUCAGUCAGUUGACUAUGUUUUAAAUAAUGUUGAAGAAUGUAUUAGUAAAAGUCAGCUACCUCAUUCACCUGAUAAUGUUACAUGUUGUGAAAGAAGUCGCUUAGCAGACCGACAUUCAGUUCGUAGUGAAUUGAAUGACACAGAGCUAAAAAAGGAAGUUUCAUCAGAAGACACAAUUGUAAAAGCAAGUGAACAAAUAUCUACUUUUUCUCAAACACCAAGUUUACAUGUAGAUUCUAUGUUGUCUGGAGGGAAUACCAACUCCUCUGGUCCUUCUUAUAUGUAUCUCCUAAGAUGGGAAAUAUCAGGAGAUGACAGGCCAAGAAGAGGUAGAAUAGAAUACUGGGAAAAUCAACAUUAUGGUCGUAAAUCCAAAGUUUUGAGGGAUCUUGAAACUGGGAAGGUACUGUUGAAAAGUCCACAGAAGUAUAUGACACAUAAUGUUGUUUACCUUGUACCAGACAAUCAAAAUCAUGGUAUUGAGCCUUUUAUGCAGAUCAAACUGGAACAGUUAGAAGAUGAAAUAGACAUUCAAAGCCUAUUGAAAUCAGGUGCCACUAUUUAUGAUUUGGACACAUUUGAGACUAUAAAUCCACAAAGACCAGAGUUAAAUUCAGCAUAUUCUGGACAGCCUUUAUCUGGACAGCCUUUAUCUGAACAACCUCAUCACAUGCCUUUACCACAUGAACAAAACCAAUCAGAUAGUGGAAUAGACAAUAACACAGGAAACAAUGAAGUGCAGAAUGAAGACCCAUUCAACAGUCUUUGUCUUGGAAGUUUUGAGAAUGAUAAUUGAGUCUGGAACAUGAUCUGGGGAGUUUUGAUUAUGCAUUCAAGCAUUAAAACCAAUUCCCCAUAAAUUGAUCUCUACAAUUAAUGCACAUGUAUUCUGAUAUUUUUCCCUUUGAAUCUUGCAUUAUUCAGCAUUAUUUACAAUUUUAUUCUGAAGAUCUGAUUUCAGUAAUUCCUGGUUGUAUGAUCUUUUUUUUUUUUAAUAAAAAAAAUCAUUGAAAAACUCAUUAAUGAAAUGAACUAUAUUUUCCAAGAUGCAUAUAUAAUAGGAAAAUUAUAUUUCUUGACAUUACUAAUUUUUGAUUGACUAUUGAUAAUAUUUGCUCAUUCGUUAUUGUACAGUGUAUUUUUUAAAAGUUUAUCUAUUUAAAGUUUCAUGUUAUUUUUGAAAUAAUAUAUUGGUAUUAAAUAUAGAUAAAUCUACUUAUAGUUUGUAAAUGGAAAUAUUUACUGUUGAAAAGAAGAAAAAUGGUUUGGUGAUAAACUUGAGGUUGUAACAUUGAAGUUAGUGCCUCAAAGUGUAUUAUUUUGUACAUAAAUAUUUUGAAAUAUAAAUUUUCACACAUUAAUAAUCCAAAAUAUGUAUAGAAAUGAAAGUUAAAAUGUUCAUAUAUUUCUUUUUGUGUGAUUUUUACCAUAUCACUUGGGAUGGACACAUAUACUCAUGUCCUGUCACCCGAAAAACAUUAAAAAUUGGACCAACAGUUUUACUGUGUAUCUAUAACUCUAUGAUUUUAUUUGAUACAUACAAUUGACUAAAUGUCUAUAAGCUUAAAUGUAAUGGUAUUUCCCAUUGGCCAAGUCUAAACUUGUUUUAGAAUAUCAUUAAGUACCUGGAAAUACACAACAUUACACAUAUUAAAGAAAGAAAUUUUAAAAGAUGUUAAGUGUAAUUGAGUUUAUAACAAAUUAAAAUUUUAGUUUGUUGCAAAAAGGAGAAAAUAUUAAAAUAGCAUGUUGAUUGUGAUGAAUUAAACAGUGCUAGUUUAAUAUUAACAUGCUAUUUUUAUCAGUUUAGUAUUUCCUCCAGAAAUGUAAUUAAAUCUUUAUCUAGUCACUAUUUGAUAUUCCUUGUUUUUUGUAGAUGUUUCUAGGCUCCAUUUAUUACUGAGGUUGAUAUAAACAACUGUAAUACAAGUGGGAUGUUUUGCUAGCAAUAAAACCAAGUUCAACCCACAUUCUUCUUCAGAAAAUGUCUGUUCCAGGUCAGGAAUAUGACAGUUGUUUUCCAUUCAUUCUGUUUGUUGAUAUAGUCGAGCAUUUGAUUAUGUCAGGUUUUAUGGACUUUCCCCUUUUUGAUUUUACCUUGGAGUUCGGUAUUUUUAUGCCCCACUUACGAUGGUAGAAGGGCAUUAUGUUUUCUGGUCUGUGCGUCCGUUUGUUUGUUCUUCCGUCCUUCUGUCUGUCCCGCUUCAGGUUAAAGUUUUUGGUCAAGGUAGUUUUUGAUGAAGUUGAAGUCCAAUCAACUUGAAACUUAGUACACAUGUUCCCUAUGAUAUGAUCUUUCUAAUUUUAAUGCCAAAUUAGAGUUUUUACCCCAAUUCACGGUCCACUUAACAUAGAAAAUGAUAGUGCGAGUGGGGCAUCCGUGUACUUAAUAAUGGACACAUUCUUGUUGUAGGUGUUUCUUUAGUCCCCUAACGACGAAGUCAAAGGGGACUUUAGGUUUGAACUCAGUCCGUCUGUCUGUCUGUCUGUCUUGUCUGUCUGUCUGUCUGUCUGUCCAUCUGUCAGUCCGGCAAAUCAGUUUUCCACACUUUUUUUCUUCUUACUUGAAGAUAUUGAUUUGAUAUUUGGUGUAUUGUUUUAUCAUGACAAGUUACAGAUCAAGUUCGAAUUUUGUUCCGGUCUGAUGAUUUUGUGCAGAGUCAUGGUCCUUGGACUUAGAAAAUUCACUCAAAUAAUCAGUUUUCUGCACUAUUUUUCCUCUUGCUUGAAGAUAUUGAUUUGAUAAUUGGUAUAUAGUUUUAUCAUGACAAGUUACAGAUCAAGAACAAAUUUUGUUCCGGUCUGAUGAUUUUGUGCAGAGUUAUGGUCCUUGGACUUAGAAAAUUCACUUAAAUAAUCAGUUUUCAACACUUCUUUUCAUCAUGCUUGAAGAUAUUGACUUGAUAUUUGUUAUAUAGUGUACACCAUGACAAGAUAUAGAUCAAAUUAGCAUUUUGUUCCAAUACAUUUUGUUCCAAUACAAUGAAUUUUUAACCGGUAGGGUACUAUGUAUUGCCAUGCAAUACUCUCAGAAUGCUUGUUGAUACUUAUUUCAACCUCAGCUUAACCUAAAGACUUAAAAGAACAGUAAAAUUUGUCAAAGACUAAGAUGUGACUAUACUAUAAACUGUUAACAACUGUUAAUUUUUUGCGUUUUGUUGAUAUUCAUAUAUAUUUGUAUUCCUUAUUAUGUAACAACUGAAAAAAUUAAUUGUUUUUUAUUAUCAUUGCAAUUGAAUUCAAAAUUGUUCCCACACUUACAUGAUAUUACUGAAAUUCAACUAUAAUGAACUGUCAAACAAAAAUGUAAUGAAAGUAAUUUUUAAAAAAUAGUAUGACCUAGUCAAAAUUUUAAGAGUUGAUGAUUAUGAUAGCUAGCCGAGUUGUGCAAGCAGUGUUCUCAUAAAGUGCUGAAAUUUAAAUAGAAUAAAAUUUUGUUUGAAUUUAAUAUAUUUAUAUUAAUCUUAUUACAUAUCUUUGUAUAAAAUAUUAUUUUUGAACAACUAGAUUUCUUGUCAAAAUGAUUUAAAUUCGAAAUGUGACAGUCUUUUUUCAGUCUUUUUUUGGUUUUACAUUUAUUGAAAAUCCUAAUUAAAAUUGAUUUUCUUUGGAUGUUUAUGAAUUGACAAACUGUUUUUCAGGUUUUCCUUUUAUUUUUAGAUGAAAAAUAAUAACUUCAUGUCUGUUUCAGUAAAUAUUUGAUCUGAUUUACCAUUGAAGCCGAAUAAGACAUUACCUGCAUGUCCUUUAAAUUUUAAGAUUGUCUUAUAAGAAAUAGAGAUAUGUUAUUAUAGGUAUAUAUACCUCAUUUAAAAUGAGACUAAUGUAUAAAUAUCUAUUGUAGUUAGUUUAGACUUAGAUAUGUGUGUUGUAAAGUAGCUCAUUUAAAAUGAGGUUAAUCAAUAUUCAUGCUUAUUUUAUAAUGUUUGUCAAAAAGAACAAGGAUUGUUUAGUACUUUCUUAUCCAUAGGAAAAUUGUUCAUUGAUAAGGAUUGAAGUGUAAUGAAAAUUGUUUGAGCCAAUUAUGUUUUACAAAGGUGCUAGGUGUUGCUCUGAGAUAUGUAUUUGAAGUUGUUCUUGUCAUGUCACGUAGGCAUAUUGAAUGACUUCUAAUUUUACCAAAACAAAGGUAAAACUUGCAUAUUUUUUAGGCAAACUUUCUAUCAGAUAUUUUUAUUUUCACUUCAUUAAUCUCAAGGUAAAAAUAUUGUUGACCUGUCUGUCAGUUAAGUUAGGUUUAUGGAUGAUAUAACUUGUGAUCUAUACUGAUAGGAAUAAACCAGGGAUAUAUAUGUAAUUGAGACAUGAUUGUUCAAAGUCAAGGUAACAGAUACUAAUUUAACAGUAGACCCACUUUAUGACAGAAAAAGGCUUCCCAGAAGAAUUUGCUCAAAAGCCUUUGGUUAAGUGGUCACAUUUAAUGAGUGAAAAGUCCCUUUUGAUUAUGGGGUCAACACGCCCAAGGGAAAGGUAAAAGAUACUAUAUAUACAGACCAAAAUCAUUGAAGAAAAUGGGUUUAGUUGUAGUUGAUGACUUAAGAAACUUACUUGGGAUUUGAAAUAUCAGGUCACAAAUGAUAUGAAAAAGAUCCCUAAUGAAUUUUGGGUCAACAUGUCAAAAUCGCAGAUACUAAAAAAGACCCAAAUUACUGGAAGAUGGAGGAUUUCUGGAGAUGAACCAGAUUUAAUGAUAGGGUUAUGUUUAAUAAGAGGAAUGAUCAGAUUGAUUUUAAGGUUAACACCUCUAAUUUCAAGGUCACAGGUGCUGCAAAUGGAUUGAAUUUGUGCAGACAAGGAUUUCUGGAUGCUUGAUAACUUUACUUGGAAGUGGAAUAAAACAUAAGUAUUUAUUAUCAAAUAUUGAGAUUUGUAAUACUUUUUAAGGUCAAUACCGCAAAGGUCAGUUCAUAAUAUUUCAAUUUAAAAAAAAUUAUUCCAAUAAGGCUAAUGUGUCAAAGAGACAACAACCUGACCAAAAGGCAGAAAACAGCCCAAGGCCACCAAUGGGUCUUCAACACAGCGAGAAAAUCCCAUACUCGCAGGCGGGCUUCAGCUGGCCCCUAAUCAAAAAUGUGUACUAGUUCAGUGAAAAUGGACGUCACACUAAACUCCGAAACAUAUAAAUGAACUAAAAUUAAAAAAACAUACAAGAUUAAGAAAGGCCAGAGGCUCCUGACUUGGGACAGGCGCAAAAAUGCGGCGGGUUUAUUAUAAAUAAGAAGAUGUGGUAUGAGUGCCAAUGAGACAAUUCUCCAUCCAAUAUGUUUUGUGAGAUCUCAACCCUCCCCUAUAACUCUAGCCAAUGUAUAAUAAACAAACACACAGCAAUACGCACAGUAAAACUCAGUUUCAAAGAAGUCAUAGUCCGAUAUCAGAAUAGGUAACAGAACUGGUUGAAGUAUGAUUUUAGAUAUCAUUAUUGUAACAUUUUGGUUAUUUAGAAAUAAGUCAUGAAAAAUAAAAGUGUCUAGAUGUUAAUAUCUACCCAUUUAAGAGUCAGAUGAAGGUACAUAAAAAAAAGGAAGGAAUGUGAACAAUUUUGCUAGAAAAAGAAUGUGUUUAAACUGUUUUGGUAUACAAUUGUAAAUUCAAGAGUUAUUUGUUUAUAAUCUCUUAAUAAAAGGGAACGGCCAAAAGAGACUCCUUUAAAUCUUCAUUGAUUUUUUAUAAAUUGUACUAUGCAUAAAGAUUUUAAUAGAGAAGUUAAACAUCAAACAUGACAGGAGAAGCUUAUUUGGCUCUGUGAACCCAUGACGUUUUUUUAUAAAGUGAUUGAAUCAGUCAAUAUAACAUGUGUCUGUAGGCAGCUUUUCCCGAAAUUGCAAUAAUUAAUCAUGCUUUUUUGUCCAAUUUUAAAAAAUCUUAAUAAUAAAUUCAAGCAAUAAUUUCUGAAUUUACAGUAUAAUACGUUUCAAAUGAAUUAAAUUUGCGUUUGUUUUUAAAGCAUAAUAGUUUGCAUGCAGAAUACAAACAAUGCACAAAAAAGUGUGUUGAUUAACAAGGUAGGCAGAGCUAAUAAUUCUAUAAUCUUGCAUUGCUUUCAUACAGUGGUUCAUAGGAAUUUAAAGCAUAUGACAGAAUAAAAUGAUUCAUCUUCCAAUGAUUAAACAUCAACAUUUGUAUGAAUUGAACACUGUUGUAAUUUAUUAUGGUGUGAAUUCUUAAAAUAUAUUCCAAAUUAGAAUUUUGACAGUUCACUGAAUAUAGAAAUAUGAAAGUGUAAGCAGGGUAUGGUUUUCAUGGACACUUAUAAUUGUAACUAUGUUAUCAUCUACACUGCAUGUGGUUUAUACAUGCAAGUAUGUAAGUUAAAUUGAAUUUAUAUAAAUAAAUGUCUGUAUUGAAAACCCAUAUAUAUAUAUGGUUCAUAUAUUACAAAACACAUGUGUUUUGCUUAUUUUGAUAAGUGAACUAUUGAAGGCAAAUAUUGAAGUACAUGCUUUAAAAAAAUGUUUUUGAAAAAUUUAAAUGUAUAUAAGAAAAACCAGAUGUCAAAAUAAAAUGUGUGUAAAAUUUU
This is a messenger RNA of Mytilus californianus (California mussel), 8701 nucleotides long. RefSeq lists its product as uncharacterized. The coding region runs from base 791 to 2980 and encodes 729 amino acids. The record is from RefSeq and is a predicted model, not a curated record. The transcript is spliced from 15 exons. NCBI's taxonomy places the organism in Eukaryota, Metazoa, Mollusca, Bivalvia, Mytilida, Mytilidae.